CUCCCUACUGAACACGACCCAGCUCUGAAUUCUGCCAGAGCUCAAUAAAACCCACUACUCACUGAGGUGAAGUAAGAGUUAAUGAAAGAUGCAAGAACAGCAGGAGUAGGGACCGUUCUGUCUCAGCAUGUGCUGCUGCCGCUGUCCAGGCUGAUACUGCAGUGAAGGAAAAUGUGUCAAUUUUCAUUGGACAGUAGUCCCCUCCGGAAUGGUGAAUGAGCCUGUAACUGACGAUCAGACGAUGUCCUGGUUGCGGAUGGUACAUCUUCACAUUGACCGUUGGUCCUGAGGUGCAUUUCCGUGGAAUCUACAACCGUGGGCGACAAUCUCCCGACCUACGUUUCUCCUCCACUAGAUAAAGAGCGAGGGGCCGUCACCAUGGUGUAACGGGUGUCGUUGAACUAGACCUACAGUAUGGCACGCCAAACCAACCAUUAGACCAAGAGGAAAUCCUUGUGGUCUGAGGGCGACAUUUGGGCUUACAACUCUUAGGGAGGACUUCCUUAUCACGAGGGCGUAAUUCCAAAUCGCAUCCACCGCAAUGGCAACCCCGGCACCCUCACCAGUGCCUCUGACGGUCCUGUCUCGCUGGUACCUGUACGCCAUCCACGGCUACUUCUGCGAGGUCAUGUUCACCGCCGCCUGGGAGUUCGUGGUCAACCGCAACUGGAAGUUCCCUGGUGUGACCAGUGUAUGGGCUCUGCUAAUCUACGGGACCUGCAUCCUCAUCGUGGAGCACAUGUACCUGGCCCUCCGAGCUCUCCGCUGCCCCGUGCUGCUGCGAUGCCUCAUCUAUACCCUAUGGACGUACAUCUGGGAGUUCGGUACAGGGCUGUUGUUGACCCAGUUCGAUGCCUGUCCCUGGGAUUAUUCCCAUUUUCAGUAUAACUUUAUGGGGUUGAUCACAGCGGAGUACGCCCUGCCCUGGUUUUGUGCAUCUUUCAUGACGGAGCGACUGGUUAUACGCAACACGCUGCGUUUACGGAUGGACAGGGUGGAAGGGGACCAGUCGGAUGCAGGCGGGGGAGGACGAAGGAAAGCGUGGGGCGAACAAAGAGGAGCCAACUGCUCUCUUAAAUUGGACUGAUCAAAGAACAAGGGCAUUUCCUAAUUUGGGAAAAGUCCAUCCUCCACCCUCGCACCUCUGCCCUCUCUCUUCUGUGACCUGGAAACCGAUAAGUGGUCGAGGAGAGUGUCAAUUUGUUAGUAGAAAAAUGGAAGACAGUCCUCCCCUCCUCGGUAGCCUCCUUUUGGCAAGGAAGCACAAGUGUAUCAUACCUGAGUCCUUUGCGGAAGAGUUUUGAAAUCUGCCAUACCCGCUUUGAAUCAGCAAUUUUUUUCUCAAAGGAGAAAAUCAUGCAAACAUUUAAAAACGAUAUGCUACUUAUCCAUUUAUCUACAAAAUGUCUUGCACGACUGGCUACAUUUGUUUUGAUCACUUUAUACAUUUAUUUGGGGAUUCCACCCUUCAAAAGUAAUUUUCUUGAUUGACUCAUGAUGGGAGAAGGAGAGUCUCAUUUCAUACAAGUGCAUUUUCAUCCACAUUCCCUCUCCUCACCACCUCUCCACAAUUACCUUUGACCUUUUUCAAAAGGAGGCCAGAGAGGACGGAGGAGAGAGGACACAGGAGUUGAGCAUGUCCAAUUGAGAAAAGGCCACUGAAUCUGAAUCACUCUGGAAUCCCACUCAAGCACUAAAACAUUGUAUUAAAUACAUAAGUACUGUAUAUCUGUAUAGCUUCAAAAGAAAUCUGAAUAAGGUGCUAUAUGCAAUAUGUUCAUAAUUCAUUGUCAUGGAGAAUGAUUUUCUACAGUUAGUGAUAACCCACAAUACUUGGAAAUGCAUGAGGGAGGUGUUUACCCCAAAAGUUCUGUAUGCACUGUAGUCUGUUUACUCAUAAGCUAUUUGCCUAUUGAGAAAUUAGGUCUCAGGUAACUUACUCAAUGAAUUGUGUGCUAUUUCUACUGUAUAUCUGUUCUUCCAAAUGAAAGACAAAUCCCAAAUCAGGAUUUCUGAUUUUCAUGUGAUGUAAUCAUUCACUAUUAGCCAAGGAUGUUGUCACCACACUGAAAGAGCUGCUGCUGCUGCCUUGUGGACUUGAGAUGAUACUGCAUCUGAAAGCUUAAUCUGAAGUCUCAAAAAUAGGACUAUAGGAGCUGUAUUCCUCCCAGAUAUAUCUUUGGUUUUUCCCUAUAAUGGCCCUUGCUUUAUGGCCUCUGGUACUGUUUUGAUAAUGCAAAAUAAUGUGUAUCUCAAACCACAAAGGGGAUUCAAAAGCAAUACAUUAAAGGCCCAUUGCAGCUGUUUUUAUCUCAAUAUCAAAUCAUUUCUGAGUAACCAUUAAGUACCUUACUGUGAUCGCUUUGAAUGAAAAUGGUCAAAAAGAAACAAAACAAGCUUCUCAGUGGAGGAGUAAAGAGUAAUUUCUCAAGCAAGAAUUUAGCUAGGACUGUCUGGGAGUGGUCUGAGUGGGGAGUGGAAAACUGAAAACUAGCUGUUCUUAUUGGUUUAUUAACUAAUUUACCACCUGGUGAUGUCACGUUGGAGGGCCAAAACUCUAUCCCACCAAAACAGACAAGAAAUUCAGCCAGUCUUUUCAAACAUAUCUUACACUAAAAGGGCAUUAUCAUAAUUUUCACAUUUUCACAGUAUUAUUCCAGUCUCAUAGUGUGAAAAUAUAUAUAAAACACAGGAUAUCACAUUUUUGACUGCAUUGGGCCUUUAACCAAUGAUUAUAUGAAUCCUUGAGUCAACAUAGAAGUCUAUAGUUUGACUACUGUCUACCAGUAUAUAACUUUGUGCAGAUAAUGUCUUUAUUCAAAAAUGCACUGCGUUGAUGAUUCAAUUGAAGUGUUUAUUUUCAAAACGCUAUAUCCACCAAUUUUUUACAUUUGUGUUUUUUUCAUCAGAAAGGAUUGCUUAUGGGUACCUUCAUGUGUAAAAUAUUACUGUUCUCAAAUGUUUUUAUUCAUAGAUAUGUGUAUGAAUUUUUUGUUUUGUUGCAAAACUAUACUGUGAGUUAUAUAUUAAUAUUGAGUUGCACCCCCUUUUCCCCUCAGAACAGCCUCAAUUAUUUUGGGUAUGGACUCUACAAGGUGUCGAAAGCGUUCCACAGGGAUAUUGACUCCAAUGCUUCCCACAGUUGUGUCAAGUUGGCUGGAUGUCCUUUGGGUGGCAGACCGUUCUUGAUACACACGGGAAAUUGUUGAGCGUGAAAAACCCAGCAGUGUUGCAGUUCUUGACACACUCAAACCGGUGCACCU
Salmo salar (Atlantic salmon) is the source of this 3263-nucleotide messenger RNA. It is a transcript of the gene tmem229b, whose product is annotated as transmembrane protein 229B. Lineage: Eukaryota; Metazoa; Chordata; Actinopteri; Salmoniformes; Salmonidae. The record is from RefSeq and is a predicted model, not a curated record.